GUUCUAAUAUAAAUAUCGAUUGAUUUGUUCUAGAGGCAUCAAGUACCUAAAGUGUAUCGAACAGUAACAGUGCCAGCUAGAAACCGAUUACGAUCGCUCGUGCAAAGUUUUACCCCUCAACUUGCUGAAAAUGUUCAAACUGAUUGUUGUUGCCUGCCUGGUUGCCACCGCCAUUGCUGCACCUGCUCCAGCUCCAGCCCCCGGAUAUGUAGUGGCAUCUCCGGUUCACUAUAUUCCUUCACACCAUCAUGUCGUGCAUGCCCCGGUCGUGAAAACCGUUGUCCACACCCCGAUCGUCAAGUACAAGACCAUCCCGGUGUACAAAACCGUUCCCGUGGUUCACUCGGUUCCGGUCGUAAAGACAGUCGUCGCCAGUCCAGUGCUGGUGCACAGCCACGGCCAUCACCACUACCAUCAUUAAGUGCAUCCUAAAGUUAAUCCCGGUUCCCGAAUUAUGUGUUUGAUUGCUUAUUUAUUGAUGAUUGCCGUUUGAAAAUCCAGAGUCCACAGAGUGAUUGAAAACCAAAAAAGUUCAAAUAAUAAACGCUGAAAUUUUCGACAUCUUAAAA
This is a messenger RNA of Aedes aegypti (yellow fever mosquito), 569 nucleotides long. Its product is annotated as neuropeptide-like 3. The record is from RefSeq and is a predicted model, not a curated record. The transcript has 3 exons. Lineage: Eukaryota; Metazoa; Arthropoda; Insecta; Diptera; Culicidae. The coding region runs from base 131 to 421 and encodes 96 amino acids.